Molecule: messenger RNA, 1179 nt
Organism: Harmonia axyridis
Lineage: Eukaryota; Metazoa; Arthropoda; Insecta; Coleoptera; Coccinellidae
Product: carboxypeptidase N subunit 2-like
Exons: 3
Coding region: 306-1130 (274 amino acids)
Molecular function (GO): protein binding
Source: RefSeq, a predicted model, not a curated record
AAAAGUUGUAUAAACAUGUGGAAUAUCAAAUUUUUUGAUCGGCCAAGAAACAGAAAGUCCAUACUUCAUACAAUCUCCCCAAUCUCUAUUUUAAUAUUUAAGAUAUACCGUUAGGACAUCCAAAAUAAAUAUUUGCAGUGGCUUCCUAUUAUCUGCAUUAAACGUUCAUUAUUUCAAGACCUGACCUUUCGAACUUUUACCAUCUCCAUAUUGAAACUAAUCGAUAGUGAUCAAUUGAAAUAUGUAUGUGUAAUAAUAGGUCCGUCCAUUAGUUGAUCUUCUACAGUGCGAAGUGAAAUCAAAAAAUGAAUCGGAAAAUGAAUUCUAUUUCCGUAUAUUUCAUUUUUGUGCUGUUCGCUUCAUCGUGUUGGUCAGCCAAUGCACAACAGAAAGAAUUCAUCGUCAAAGAUUACACAGGGCCAAUAACAACGGGAGUGAUAGAAUCACUCAAAAAUGCUGAAACCUUAGAGAUAAUCAAUAGUACCAUCACCGAAUAUCCAACGAGAAUAUUUUCAAGAUUGCCGAAAAUCAAGAAAAUCGUUGUUCUGAAGAGCACCUUCAAUAUUAUGGAUCCCAACAUAUAUGACGAUUCAAAUCAUCUGGAAAGUAUCCUAUUCGCUAAGAACAAUGUGCCCAGCCUACCUCUCACUCUUCUCCGCAAGACAACCUUCGAAAAAAUAAUAAUAUCCGAUCAGAGCCAGGUCAAAAUCAUACCCGAAAAUUUCGCCAACGAAACGAAACGUCUAAAAAUAUUCGAAUGUUCAAGAUGCAACAUCGAAUCUGUGGAACAGGGGGCGUUCAACAACUUGGGCGAUCUCGAGGUCCUGAACCUGAUGGAAAACUCGAUCAACCACUUGCCCUCAGAAAUCUUCAGACCUGUUGUCAACUUGAGAGAGUUGAACCUGAGCGGGAACCACAUCGAGAAGUUCACAGCCGACCAACUCCGAAAGAAUAAUCUCGUGGAGGUCAUCGACCUAAGCAACAAUCCCCUGAAGGAUCUCCACCUCUUGGAGGUGACCAAGGUGGCCCCGAAACUGAAGAAGUUGGAUGUCCGAGGAACGAAACUUUCGAAGAAUCAUCUGAAGGAGCACAUCGAUAAACUCCAUAAUGUUGAAAUAUUGUCUGAUUAGUUGUAGAUUGUAGAUGUUAAUUUGUUGAAAUAAUAUAAUGUGAUGCAUU